Raphanus sativus (radish) is the source of this 592-nucleotide messenger RNA. RefSeq names its product actin-related protein 2/3 complex subunit 5A-like. Gene Ontology annotation, cellular component: cytoplasm; actin cytoskeleton; Arp2/3 protein complex. Lineage: Eukaryota; Viridiplantae; Streptophyta; Magnoliopsida; Brassicales; Brassicaceae. The record is from RefSeq and is a predicted model, not a curated record. Gene Ontology annotation, molecular function: actin filament binding. The transcript has 3 exons. Gene Ontology annotation, biological process: Arp2/3 complex-mediated actin nucleation; regulation of actin filament polymerization. Bases 95 to 496 code for a protein of 133 amino acids.
UUCCCAUGGGCCCAAAUUUGAAUGAAGAAAUGAAAUGAAAUGAAUUGAUUUGGUUUUUUAGAUCAUUUUCCGGACAGAGUGGGAGAGAGAUCGAAUGGCGGGAGGAGGAGGUGGAUUUGUGGAGGCAGAGGCAAUCAUCGCGAGGAUCGAAACCAAAUCGACCAAGAUUGAAAGCUUACUCAAACAGUAUAAACCAGUAGAAGCUCUGAAAACGGCUCUUGAAGGUUCUCCUCCUAAAACUCUCGAUGAGCGUUGCAAGUCGGCUAAUUGGAUAGUUGUGCACAGAGCUUUAAUGGCGAUUAAGGAUAUUGAGGGGAUGCUUAAUGCUCUUGAUGUCGAGUAUUACGACAUUCUCAUGAAGUACUUAUACAGAGGGCUUUCCACCGGGGACCGACCUACAUGCGAUCAGUGUUUGAAGAUUCACGAGAAACUCACUGAGCGAGCUGGUCUCGGUUGCAUUCUCCGUUGUCUUUCUGAUACUCUCAACACCGUUUGAUCCCUCCUUAUCAUUGUAUUAUUGCCACCAUUGUACUACUUUAAAAGAGACAUGAGUUUUUUUUGGUUUGAUGAUAAUACAUUCAUUGAAGAUGCA